Messenger RNA from Sphenostylis stenocarpa, 158 nucleotides. Lineage: Eukaryota; Viridiplantae; Streptophyta; Magnoliopsida; Fabales; Fabaceae. The record is from the annotation of a GenBank genome assembly.
UAUCCCACAAAUAGCAGGUUUACAUGCUUCCAUACAUAACAACAUUAGUACUGAAAUUUCCAAAAAUGGUGGACACGUAGUCCUGUCAGCAGGAUAUGGGAAAAGGCGAGAACACAAAGCCAUGAACUCAUUGAAAAAGAAAACCAAAAUCAAUCAAG